This is a messenger RNA of Drosophila willistoni, 2203 nucleotides long. RefSeq lists its product as uncharacterized. The record is from RefSeq and is a predicted model, not a curated record. Lineage: Eukaryota; Metazoa; Arthropoda; Insecta; Diptera; Drosophilidae. The transcript is spliced from 2 exons. The coding region runs from base 105 to 2114 and encodes 669 amino acids.
GCGCGCGAAUUUUUCGAGUUCCUCUUUGUGCCCAUCUUCCGGUUUGUUUAUAUUCGCAAAAUUUGUUGCGACUAUCAACGUGAGUGUUUUUUUUUUUUGGCGCUAUGCUGCCGUUGCUGAUGGAGGAUGAUAUACCCGAGUUCCUUCUGCAGCGCUCCAGCAUAGCCUAUGGUAACACAUUACAUUUGCAAGUGGGCAGACAACGUCUGAGAUCCACUUUGGUGCUUUGUCGCAAUCUUAAAUUCUAUGAAUUUCGUAAAAAAGAACUUCUGCAUCACAUUGACUUGGGAAGUGACAAUGAAAUUGAAGAAACUAAAGAAUUGCAAAGGCAACUAGAGAACUAUAAGGGUCCUCUCAGUAGUUUCCUGAUUCGUGAGGAUCUGGAUCAGUAUAAAAGCAACGAGGCCAUGGGAUCCUUAAACUACAGCAUGCUCCAGGCAGUAGAGGAUCAACCCAUCGAGAUUGGCAAAUAUGUGUGGCUGGGCGACCAUGUGUAUGUGCUAAUCCGUUGUUGGGCAACUUUAAUUGUACUCCUCCGACCUGUGCAACAUGGAGCCAAAUUUGAGUUAAUGGCAAUCCAUAGGAACUUCAAGGAUUACCAAUUGGUGAACGGACCAGUGCAGUAUCAGGCGUAUGUGCAGUUAAACUUCCGAAAUGGCAAGCGUCUGCUAACAAAUUUUGAGUCACCUGACAAGCUAGAUGUAUUAGCCAGUUCCAGCUCCUGCAGAUUACCUAGAGAUAGAGAUUCUUCUGAUGACAAUUUCAAGAGCUUGUUACUCCAAGUCCAUGAAUUGCGUUGCCAACUAUCUGCACAGCUAUCGCAGACCCUAAUGGACAUGACACGGGCUCAAGAUCUGCAGGCUUUUGGUGUGCCUGGUCAACGAUCGCUUCUGCUGGACGAAAAGCAAAUAUUGCGACGUUUCGGUGAUAUUUGGACAAGAGUUUGUCCCGGCGAUCGAUUAGUUAUUGGCUGCAUGUUGGCCAAUAUAUCGGGCACGCAGCGUUUGAGCAUAAUUCACAAUGUACAGCCAGUCUUGCAGUUGGCCAAAGUAGGGCAGAAUGGAGGAGGAAUUAGCUGGACCUUGGAUUAUCGCCUUUAUGAAUUGCCCCGUCAGCCGAAUGGCCAACCGCCCGAAGACUACAACGAGUUGGCCCAAUUCUGGUCAUGCCAAGAACAGGAACAACAAUAUAGCCAUCUACUAAACUGGCGACCCAUUUCCGCCUCAAUCUCUUCAUCACUUUUCUGCCAUCAGAAUCAACUGAUGCCUGAAUGUAAUGCGGUUCUUGUAAUAUGUUUGCAGCUUGCCGAUUUACUCGAGGUGGAGAAACUCGAGCUAUUGGUCUCCUAUGAAGUAGGCUUAAAAGGAUCUUCGCGUCAAUUGCAUGUGUCCACCAUAGAUGUGGCAUCUCUAUUGUCUCAGCCCGAAUUGCAUGCGCCGAGUUUUAAGUCAGAGAGCUUACAUCAGGAUUUUCUAGCCGUAAUCAUGUCCCAACCUGCUCAAUGUGCCUUAUGUUUAGAGUUCCUGCCCGACCAAAAGCAGCAGGUGGGAAAAUUCGAGCAGCUACUGGUCUCUAGCUUGGGUUUCGAGCUAAGCAACAACCACAAAGCGACAGUGGACCGAGAUCCAGCCGAAUGUGAAACCAAUUUUCUUGAUGAUAUCAUUUGCUCGGAUAACUCCUCUGUCUUUGAUCACCACUCACGAUCUGACGAGGAUUCCGUACAACGAAUAUUCUAUAAUCGUCAAUCCACAUCACAAUGGUGUGGUCUCCUGCUAAUCCGACGACAGGAUCAUCUUUGGCAUAUGUAUGCUCAAAGUUUUAGCAAAAUUCGUCUAUUCCUAUACCGCCUUCAGCGCGAUCUUCUUCAAUUGAAUUGUAAUCUCUCGCUUUUGGAAUUGGAUGAUCAAUUCAAUGGCCUAUCGGCGUUUGAGGCGGCCAUCCAUUUGGAGGCGACACUCCGGGUGGAACUUAACAUCUGGCGUCGGCUAAUGGGUAAACUGAAACAGGAUGAAAUGAAGCAUUGGACCAGGCAACUAAAUCAAAUGCAAAUGCUUAGCGAUAAGAUGGCAACUGUGAUAGAGAGCAAAUCGGAGGAGCAGCAGCAGCUGGACUAGGAAUCGAACUAAUCAAUCAAAAACAAUUAUAUUUUUUGUAUACUUUUGUAUCGCUGAUUUCGAUGAUAUAUACCUUAUAUGUAUACAUA